Messenger RNA from Sphaerodactylus townsendi, 4584 nucleotides. It is a transcript of the gene LMOD1, whose product is annotated as leiomodin 1. Bases 190 to 1959 code for a protein of 589 amino acids. Gene Ontology annotation, cellular component: striated muscle thin filament; myofibril. NCBI's taxonomy places the organism in Eukaryota, Metazoa, Chordata, Lepidosauria, Squamata, Sphaerodactylidae. Gene Ontology annotation, molecular function: tropomyosin binding; actin binding. Gene Ontology annotation, biological process: myofibril assembly; pointed-end actin filament capping; muscle contraction. The transcript has 3 exons. The record is from RefSeq and is a predicted model, not a curated record.
UACAGUUGCUUACAUUCAACAUAUCAACACCUCCAAAGGGAAGAAAAGAAGAACUUUAUUUCACUGGACGCUUUUCACAGAAAUCUUGUUGAACUGUUGCUUUUUCUUUACCUUUUUUGUCUAUACACACACACACACACACACACAAACAGUCCCAUCUGAGUUGUACUUCACCAGCAAAUUGCCAAGAUGUCCAGGGUAGCCAAAUACAGAAGGCAAGUCAGUGAAGAUCCGGAUAUUGACAACUUAUUGUCGACCCUGUCUCCAGAGGAGAUGGAAGAGCUAGAAAAAGAGCUGGAUGCAUCUGACACAGAUGGAAGCCUUCCUGUGGGGCUUGGGCAGAAAGACCAAACUGACAAGCAAAUGAGUGGGAAGUACAGCCGAGAAAAAGAGCCCAAGAGGAGUUUGCAGAGGGAAAAGGCGGCAGAUGAAGAGAAAACAGCAAAGAAGAAAGAAGGAAAGAUUCUUGAAGAAAAACAUAAGGAUAUUUAUGAAAAAGACACAAGAAGAAGCAAACUUUCUGACCAAGCAAAAGAAUGUAAAAAAGAAGAAAAUGUACCAAAGGCAAAUAAAAAAGCAAAGGAUGAACCAGACAGUAUUAAGAAAACUGGACAGAACAAAGAAGAGAAGUCCUCCAAGGAGGAAAAGAAAGUCUUAAAGGAGAAAAAUGAAACAGAAGACAAAAAUACGACUGCCAAAGUGAGAGGGGAAGAAAAGACUGCAGUCUCAAAAAACAAACUAGCUGACAACAAAGGGAAGGAGGAGAAGGCUUUUGAUUUAAAGAGAGGCACUGAGAAGAGAGAAGAUAAAAAAGGAACAGAGAGAAUAGGAGAUAAAAGUUCAAUUUUAAAGCAAAGUUCAAAGACAGGAAGUGAAGAGAAAUCACUGAGAGACAGCAAAGGAGCCUCAGAGGGGAAAAGCUCUAAACCAAGCGAGGAGAAAUUGCUGAGAGACAGCAAAGUCACCUUAGACGGGAAGAACGCUAAACAAGAGCAAGAGGUAACAAAGGAAGUGGAUCCUGAUAGCGACUCCUCUAAAUCUGUAGACACUUCUUCCAACCAGAACAAGGAAGAGGAAGCCACCAGUAUCUUUGAUGAGCCACUGGAAAAAGUGAAGAAUAACGAUCCAGAUCUGACAGAGAUUAACGUCAAUAAUUCCGACUGUAUCAACAAUGAAAUCCUGGUGCGCUUUGCUGAAGCCUUAGAAUUUAACACUGUAGUCAAGAUCUUUGCAUUGGCCAACACCCGUGCUGACGAUCAUGUUGCCUUUGCCAUAGCCAUAAUGUUGAAGUCCAACAAGACUCUGACCAGCAUAAACUUAGACUCUAAUCACAUAACAGGCAAAGGGAUCCUUGCAAUCUUCCGCGCACUGCUACAGAACAAUGCCCUGACAGAGCUGCGCUUUCACAACCAGAGGCACAUUUGUGGAGGGAAAACUGAGAUGGAGAUAGCCAAGCUGCUGAAAGAAAAUAUCACCUUGCUGAAGCUAGGUUACCACUUUGAGCUAGCAGGACCCCGCAUGACAGUCACCAACCUCCUGAGCAGGAACAUGGACAAGCAACGACAGAAACGUCUGCAGGAGCAGAAGCAGGCUCAACAAAAGGGAGAGAAGAAGGAUUUCCUGGAGGUGCCGAAGGCUGGAGGCCUGCCAGCGAGUUCACCUAAGGCUUCUCCAAAGCCAUCCCCUAAAACAUCCCCAUGGUCUUCUCCCAAACCUUCUCCUAAGAAAGCAGCCCUGGAUGCACCGCCCCCACCCCCACCCCCUCUAGCCCCUCCUCUGGCCCCUCCCCUGAUCAAUGAAGACUUAAGGAAGUCUCUUUCCCCAGCAACUCAAAGGAAGAUGGUAGAAAAAGCUCUACCUCCACAAGAGAAGAACUCCCGAGAUCAACUUCUGGCAGCCAUUCGCUCCACCAACCUCAAACAACUGAAGAAGGUGGAGGUUCCCAAAUUACUUCAAUAGGGUAUGGAAUCUAGACUUCCUAGAAGGACGAGAUUGCCAAGUCUGAAUCACCAUGUUUGUCUCUCAGGUGACUGUUUACAUGAAAAAGACUCAGUAGGAACAGCAAUCGGUCCUGCACCAACCCCAGAAGACCAGCGUUCUCUGUGGGACUGAAUUGGAGGGAUGGGCAGGACCAGCUGCCAAGGAGGCCUGGGUGUCAGAAAACAACAAUAUUUAUUCUCAGAACUUUUUAAAAUCAGAAACAUUUGCUCCAAGGAAGGACUCCGGAGAAAGUCGUAUAUCUGGUCUGCCUGUCCAGUUUACCUUUAAAAGAAUUUAGAAAGUAAAGUGGCAGAUAUGGUAAGUCGAGAGAACGCUGCUUGUCCUUCUAGCUACCAGGCAACAACACUGCAGUCAUCUGCCACUAGAAAUAUAAGAACAAAACCACGCUGGAGCAGCAUCACUAGGAAAAAACAGUUGGACCCAACUUCAACACAGGAUGACUCCAAAACAAGUAGCACUAGGUUCUUGGCAUCUGCUACUAGAGCCAACUGGCAGCACUGUUGUCAUUCUACCUGGAAGCUAACCAUGUAGGAGGAUGAGGGAGAAAUUACUGGGCCAAAUCCAAUUUUCUAUUAUGUUUGUGAUCUCUAGGAUUCUGAUUCUUUGAUAGUACAAAAGAUAGAUGUAUGUAGAACAGGAUUUCUGUAGCCUCCACAGGAGGUGUAAAGAAUUCUGUAUGUGUUUGUCUAUAUAAAGUGUGUUAAGGGCUUCUUGUGGUGACAGAAACCUAGCGGUAAGCAUGAGAGUGAGCACUAGAACAGAAUGGAUUGUGAAUCAUGUUACUGGGGGUGGGGCUACAUAAUGCCAGCACCUUGGAAGUGAGUAAUCUUACAAACUAGUUGGGAAUCUACUAACCUGAUGGGCCUGGUGAGAGAAGGAAACUAGUUAAUACUGGUCAUUUGUGAGAGGUGAUAGAAAAGGCAAGCAAUGGCCAUUACUUGUAUAAUGUAAUGAAAGCCUUGAAUCACACUGAAAAAAUGCAUGUAGUAUACCAAAGCUCAGGGCAAACACUGUCAACAUCCUAUUGAUAUUCUUCAAGUAUCUGGCCUCCAGAGAUGUCCUGGAGGAGAUAGAUGAAGUCAACAUGAAAUUCCUGCUUCCUACAUGCCAGGGCACUUAUUUUUUCUGCAAUGACAUUUUAUGGGCCAGAAAGUUCCUGUGCCAGUUCCUCUUUUUAAAAUUGUUAUGUAUAUUGAUUUAAAAAUAAAGAAAUCCCCAGGUGAAUGGCAUUCUGAACCUGUAGACCAACAUCUUCUACUCUGAGGUCCAGACACCAAGAUGCUCAGUCUAUGAAGAUGUUGAGUUCUCCAACUAAAUUGAGUGCCAGUUCAACUAUCCUUGUUUCCUCCCUCAUUUUAAGCACGUGAAGCUGAAUUCAUACACUAUCUUUGUAGCAUGGCUGCCACAAAAUAUUCUUUUGAGGUUUGCUUCCAUGUUGCCUCAGUAACACAUGGAAGUUCUGUAUCAAAUGGGUAGUCUAAUCACAUUCCACAUCAGCAUCAUCAGCCCUGUACACUGGUGAUGAGAGAAGCACCCAGGUAAUUCAAACUACUCAUGUGGUGUGGAGCAUCUGUAUGCUACUGAUUUAGCAUUUGAGAUCACUGCAGGGGAGCAGUUUUGCAGUGGCAAACAUGUCACAAGAAUUGGUCCAAGAAAGGGAAAGUAACAGUUAACUUUGGAUACGCAUCCUAUUUUUGCUGCUUGAGAUGGGAAUUGCUCUCUUUUUUCCUUGCCUGAAGGCCAUGUUUGACUGAACAAUGCAGGUAGUAUGAGCACUCAGCUUGAAAUGGGCAUAAAGAUCCCCUAUAUCAUGUGAAGAAAAAUGUGCAAAAGGAACCCAGCUAUAACUAUCAGGGUUGUGUUAUAAUUAUUAAGUAGCAGUUUCCUCACAAGGGUGAAUAAAGGGCAGUUUGAUCACAAGCCAUUUUAGCUGGAACUCUUGGGUAUUACCAGUGUCAUGCACUUGGGGGUCGGUCCAAGUACUUUAGCUUAACUGGUUUGUGACUCAGGCUGUACAUUUUUUAAAUCUAUGCAUUUGUAUAAGAGUUUAAUAUAUAGAAGGAUGGAUAAAUCUAAUGUCACUCUACCUGCAGCAGUAUUGUAUUUCUCCCACAAACUGCCAAAUCAUGUUCACUCUAACAUAAGUAGUUCAGGUGCAAGCUAGUAUAUUAUUUAUACAACAGGUCCUCCAUAGCAUAAUUGUAUGGACACAGGUCCAUCCUGGAGAUUCAGUAUGGAUUUCACCCUUGCCAGAUGACCCAGUUAAUAUUAUGGAGGGAGAAGUCCUGUUUCUAAAAUGGUAAUGAGAUGUAUGCAUUGCCUCAAUGAAAUUCAUGUUACUUCUGAUAAAAGCAGGAUACAGAGGAAAUCACUGCACGCAAGGCAAUCCUGGUCUUUUGUGGUUAGGACAAAUCCGGGGGUGGGGGGGGGUGGGGGGGAGGUGGAGAGAAAAUAAAAGAGGCAAAUCACUUGAGCUCAAGUGCAGAGGCUGCUGCAGUUUUCAGCUCUGUAACUCCUGAAUGUAAACCCUCUUUACAAUAUGUACAGUUCACUCACACCUUCAUUAAUAAAGCUCGCACAAUG